This is a messenger RNA of Schistosoma haematobium, 2519 nucleotides long. RefSeq names its product Transmembrane emp24 domain-containing protein 4. Gene Ontology annotation, cellular component: COPII-coated ER to Golgi transport vesicle; endoplasmic reticulum; endoplasmic reticulum-Golgi intermediate compartment. The transcript is spliced from 4 exons. The record is from RefSeq and is a predicted model, not a curated record. NCBI's taxonomy places the organism in Eukaryota, Metazoa, Platyhelminthes, Trematoda, Strigeidida, Schistosomatidae. Gene Ontology annotation, biological process: intracellular protein transport; endoplasmic reticulum to Golgi vesicle-mediated transport; Golgi organization. Bases 50 to 412 code for a protein of 120 amino acids.
GUUCGGUUCAACCUUAAGUUGAGCGCAUCAUUGGCUUUACACGUCAUCUAUGGACUUAACUUCUGUUGUAGUAUUUUGUUUAUGUAUUGGACUGUCGCAAAGCAUUUUCUUUCAUAUGAAAGAAACUGAAGAACGGUGCUUUUUGGAGGAUGUUCCGGAGGACACUCUUGUGGCAGGGAAUUAUAAAUUAUUGGCUUCUAAAGGAAAGCAUUUUGAACGCUCCAAAGACUUGGGAGUAAAAGUUAAGGUUAUUGAUCCAUAUGAUCAAAUUUUGCUCGACCGUGUGUAUUCUUCAGAAGGGCGGUUUGUUUUUACUGCUCAUAGACCUGGUGAAUACAAAAUAUGCAUUUCAUCUGAUUCCGGUGCUUGGUUUGGUGGAUCACAAUUGGUAAGGUAUACGCUACGUUCAUAAUUCUCUAGAGAGUACACCUCGACAUCGCAGUUGGUGACCACGCUUUAAAUUAUCAAGAAAUAGCUACAAAGGACCGAUUGAACGAUAUUCAGCUUCGGGUUCGUCAGCUACUUGAUCAGGUUCAAAGCAUAGCCAAAGAUCAGAAUUAUCAGCGUGUAAGAGAAGAAAGUUUCCGAUCACUAAGCGAAAGCACAAACCGACGCGUGACUUGGUGGAGUGUUGCUCAAUUGGUCUUGCUUAUCUGUAUUGGAUUCUGGCAAAUGCGUCACUUGCGCGCUUUCUUCCAAGCCAAAAAAUUGGUCUGACCAAGUAACCGUGUGUAUAUUCAGACCUAUCUACAUCUAUUGUGAUAAUCUGUAAAUGUAACAUCUAUAAGACGUGUCUGUGGAAACAUCUCUAAUUUUUACUUUUCACCUGUGUAUUUACAUUGGUGUCAGUUCGUUUAUUCAACUACCAACUAAUGAGAAUCGUAUGUACUAAGUAUCUUCUGUAAAGCUCUGUUUUCUUAAUAAGCUUUCAAGAUAUUUUUAAACCUGUAUCUGUCCUAUAUUUCCAAAGAUUUUUGUAUUUAUCUGGUAGUAAUAAUUUGGAGAUAUAAGGGAUAGUAUAUAUUUCGAUUUACGUUUACUAAGUUUCUACUUUAGUAAAGCUUCCUGUUUUUGUCUAAUUGGAUUGAGCUUCGAAAAAUUAGUUCGACUGUCAUUUAUUGUGCAUAAUUAAUUCUGCAAGCUGAUAUAAAAGGGUUACUGUGUACCCUGCUCAUAAGACUUUUAUGCGUUCGUUUAUAAUAAUGUAAUGAAAUCACAAUUGAUUGAUCACUGGACUAGACAAGCAUGAGAUUGAUCACCACCCAGUGAUCAAUCAAUUGUGAUUACAUCUCAGUCCUACAGGAGAUCAGUCACGGCUCGGAUAGCUCAGUGGUAACGUCUCUGACUGUGAAGCUGGGUGACACGAGAUCGAAUCCGCCAGGGAGCACCAGUUCCCUCAAGAUUACAGGUACACCUUGCUGACGAGUGCCAAGUAGCACGAAACCCGGGUCCAGGGUUUCCUGUUGACUACCUCCAACCACCAUCUAAUCUCAAUACAUAGUGCCCGCAGUGUCGAGUCACCUAGACUGGUGGCCACAUUGCAACAUGAUCGAUAGCAUUCGAUCUGCACUAAUAAGGACUAGACAAGCAUGAGAUUGAUCACCACCCAGUGAUCAAUCAAUUGUGAUUACAUCUCAGUCCUACAGGAGAUCAGUCACGGCUCGGAUAGCUCAGUGGUAACGUCUCUGACUGUGAAGCUGGGUGACACGAGAUCGAAUCCGCCAGGGAGCACCAGUUCCCUCAAGAUUACAGGUACACCUUGCUGACGAGUGCCAAGUAGCACGAAACCCGGGUCCAGGGUUUCCUGUUGACUACCUCCAACCACCAUCUAAUCUCAAUACAUAGUGCCCGCAGUGUCGAGUCACCUAGACUGGUGGCCACAUUGCAACAUGAUCGAUAGCAUUCGAUCUGCACUAAUAAGGACUAGACAAGCAUGAGAUUGAUCACCACCCAGUGAUCAAUCAAUUGUGAUUACAUCUCAGUCCUACAGGAGAUCAGUCACGGCUCGGAUAGCUCAGUGGUAACGUCUCUGACUGUGAAGCUGGGUGACACGAGAUCGAAUCCGCCAGGGAGCACCAGUUCCCUCAAGAUUACAGGUACACCUUGCUGACGAGUGCCAAGUAGCACGAAACCCGGGUCCAGGGUUUCCUGUUGACUACCUCCAACCACCAUCUAAUCUCAAUACAUAGUGCCCGCAGUGUCGAGUCACCUAGACUGGUGGCCACAUUGCAACAUGAUCGAUAGCAUUCGAUCUGCACUAAUAAGGACUAGACAAGCAUGAGAUUGAUCACCACCCAGUGAUCAAUCAAUUGUGAUUACAUCUCAGUCCUACAGGAGAUCAGUCACGGCUCGGAUAGCUCAGUGGUAACGUCUCUGACUGUGAAGCUGGGUGACACGAGAUCGAAUCCGCCAGGGAGCACCAGUUCCCUCAAGAUUACAGGUACACCUUGCUGACGAGUGCCAAGUAGCACGAAACCCGGGUCCAGGGUUUCCUGUUGACUACCUCCAACCACCAUCUA